UGUUUGCGCAAUUUGCCGCAGGUUCAAUUCUCUCAUACUCUUUACCUCUGCCCACCAUGAUGACGCCCUGGCGUUAUGUUGUACUUGUCCUGGGGAUUAUUAUUAGUCUGCACUACAUAAUGAGCUUUGCUCAUCCGGGCUACAGUCAAGCGACAUCACUUUCCAACAUCAAGACGCAAUGGAACGGUUCAAAACCACCGUACCAGAUUCCUGUCCCCGACGAUUACUAUGUUCACAACAAUGUAACCUCACCGCAAGGACGGAAGGCUUCCGCAGCAAUUGUCAUGCUCGCACGCAACAGUGAUUUGAAUGGUAUCAUCGUCAGCAUGAAGCAGAUGGAGGACCGUUUCAACAAAAAGUUCCGGUAUCCUUAUGUGUUCUUGAAUGAGCAACCUUUUUCGGAACAAUUUAAGCGCCGGGUUUCAGAGCUUACGGAUGUUGAUGUUAAGUUUGGAUUUAUCCCUCAUGACCACUGGUACCAGCCCGAGACCAUAGACGAGGCUAAGGCAUCAGAGGCUCGAGCAGAUAUGGUGAAGAACAAGGUCAUUUAUGGAGGAAGCGUGCCCUAUCGGAAUAUGUGCCGGUUCAACUCCGGAUUCUUUUACAGACACGAGCUUUUGAAGCCGUACAAGUACUAUUGGAGAGUCGAGCCUGACGUCAAGUUCUUCUGUGACCUUGACUACGACCCUUUCCUGAUCAUGCAAGACCAGCAAAAGGUUUACGGUUUCACUGUAUCCUUGUACGAAUACGAGAGAACCAUUCCGACGCUUUGGGCAGCGGUUCGCGAAUUCUUGGAAGCAAACCCUGGUAUAACACCAAAAGAUAACGCCAUGGAUUUCCUCUCUGACGAUGGCGGCUUGACGUACAACCGAUGCCACUUUUGGAGCAAUUUUGAGAUCGGUGAUCUUGAUCUAUGGAGAGGUGAAGCCUAUUCUAAAUUUUUCGACUUCCUGGAUUCGAAAGGCGGAUUUUACUAUGAGCGAUGGGGUGACGCUCCUGUUCACAGCAUAGGAGCAGCGUUGUUUGCAAGGAAGGAUCAGAUACAUUUCUUCAAUGAUAUUGGCUAUCGGCAUGAACCUUUCCAACAUUGUCCUCAAGGCGAAGCUCACAAGCGGGGAAAGUGCUGGUGUGAUAGUAAUCAAAACUUCGACUAUGAGGGAUACUCGUGCCUCAACCGGUACGAUAGACUGUUUAACUAGGAUUCAAAGGAUGUAUCUACAUGAUAGCCAAGGCAAUACCUUUGCCAGCAUUAUUUGCUUGUUUUUUCCUUUCCAGCUACCCUGCCUGGACUUACUUCAAAGAAUGCUAACGCAAGUGUAAUAUACGAAAUGCAAGAUGAUAAUGAUACGGUGGAUAUGCAAUGUGCGGU
Messenger RNA from Guyanagaster necrorhizus, 1369 nucleotides. RefSeq names its product glycosyltransferase family 15 protein. Gene Ontology annotation, cellular component: Golgi apparatus; membrane. The transcript is spliced from 16 exons. NCBI's taxonomy places the organism in Eukaryota, Fungi, Basidiomycota, Agaricomycetes, Agaricales, Physalacriaceae. Gene Ontology annotation, biological process: protein N-linked glycosylation; cell wall mannoprotein biosynthetic process. Bases 57 to 1199 code for a protein of 380 amino acids. Gene Ontology annotation, molecular function: alpha-1,2-mannosyltransferase activity. The record is from RefSeq and is a predicted model, not a curated record.